CUCAUCGACCGGAUACGCGUAGAAGAGUACUGGAAGAGCGCAUCAUCGGCUAUCACGUUCGAGACGAUGAGGUUAUUUACUGCUUCUGUCUUCUUCACCAUGUAUUCGACGUUUUGUUAUUGCAAAGAUGAUCUAUCCGAGAGGUCCAGUGAAGAUCAGAGGAAGAUUGCAGACGCAAAGAAGCUUCUGGGCGGCAAUGAUACACUAUUCCUAGUUUCCUCAGAAAAUGCCUGGUACCAAGGUCGUUAUAUUUGCUGGUCUUCUAUAAAAACCGGCAAUGUUAAGGAUGGAUAUUCCCACAAUAUCACAUACUAUGUCACCGAGCCGAAUUCCACCGGUACGCCUGAGUUAGUGUCAAGGUACGCCAUUUGGUAUGCCUCCAUGUGGGGCCGAAAUCCGACAAUCACUCUCCAGGCUGACAGGCAAAGACAACCCGUAAUACGUAAGGAUUACACUCUGGUGGAGGCUGAGGCUAGUUGUCUUGUUGUGGGUCUUAUUAGAGACAAACCGCGUGACACUAUGUGCUUGUACUUUAUGGCAAAAAAAUCUAUCAAGAAGAAUCACACGCGGUGCAAAAAUGCCUAUAAAACAAACUGCAAGGUUGCUACUGGGGUCAAAUAUAGGUGGCGUCGGCAUUGCAACCGGCAAAAUAGACCAAAGUUAAAAAAGUAGAGCUGCUUUUCGUCGGAUGUGUGCUUCAAUAUACUGAACAUUUCAAACCUUGCCUGCAGUAACAGGCACAAAAGAAUACGUCAUUUAUUUUAUAGCUGGCUGUAGUACCUAAGUUAGGCAUAAUAAAUUUUGAUGAUGA
This is a messenger RNA of Dermacentor silvarum, 811 nucleotides long. RefSeq lists its product as uncharacterized. The record is from RefSeq and is a predicted model, not a curated record. Lineage: Eukaryota; Metazoa; Arthropoda; Arachnida; Ixodida; Ixodidae. The transcript is spliced from 8 exons. The coding region runs from base 67 to 672 and encodes 201 amino acids.